Molecule: messenger RNA, 2778 nt
Organism: Thermothelomyces thermophilus ATCC 42464
Lineage: Eukaryota; Fungi; Ascomycota; Sordariomycetes; Sordariales; Chaetomiaceae
Product: heat shock protein HSP98
Exons: 1
Coding region: 1-2778 (925 amino acids)
Biological process (GO): cellular response to heat
Cellular component (GO): cytosol; cytoplasm
Molecular function (GO): ATP hydrolysis activity; ATP binding
Source: RefSeq, a predicted model, not a curated record
AUGAAUUCAAAAAUGGAGUUCACCGACAGGGCCAAAAAGGCGUUGGAAGACGCCAUGGCGCUGGCCGAGCAAUACGCACAUUCACAGCUGCUGCCGGUUCAUCUGGCAGUAGCCCUUCUUGAUCCUCUGCCAGACCCGAGUAGGGACCAGCAGAAUGCCGCCCCAGGCACCACGAGCACCCUCUUCCGCCAGGUUAUCGAGCGCGCCCACGGCGACCCACAGCAGUUCGACCGUGCCCUCAAGAAGACACUCGUUCGGCUGCCGAGUCAAGAUCCGCCUCCGGACCAAGUCUCGAUGGCGCCCAGCUUCAAUACGGUCCUCCGGAAGGCAAUGGAGCUGCAAAAAGUACAGAAGGACACAUACAUUGCCGUCGACCACCUCAUCACCGCCCUAGCCGAGGAUCACACGAUCCAGACGGCCCUCAAGGAGGCCAACAUCCCGAAGCCGAAGCUCAUCCAGGACGCCAUCUCUGCCAUCCGGGGCACCAAGCGCGUAGACUCGCGGAAUGCCGACGCGGAAGAGGAGAACGAGAACCUCGCAAAGUUCACCGUUGACAUGACCGCCAUGGCCAGGGAAGGCAAGUUGGACCCGGUCAUCGGCCGUGAAGAGGAGAUCCGGCGCGUCAUCCGCAUUCUCUCGCGCCGUACCAAGAACAACCCGGUUCUCAUCGGCGAGCCAGGCGUGGGCAAGACGACCGUCGUCGAGGGUCUCGCCCAGCGCAUCGUCAAUGCGGACGUUCCCGACAACCUGGCCGCUUGCAAGCUGCUUUCCCUCGACGUGGGAGCCCUGGUGGCCGGCAGCAAGUACAGGGGCGAGUUCGAGGAGCGCAUGAAGAGCGUCCUCAAGGAGAUUGAAGAAUCCAAGGACAUGAUCGUCCUCUUCGUCGACGAGAUCCACCUCCUUAUGGGUGCCGGCUCGUCGGGCGAGGGCGGCAUGGACGCCGCCAACCUGCUCAAGCCCAUGCUCGCGAGGGGCCAGCUCCACUGCAUCGGCGCGACCACGUUGGCCGAGUACCGCAAGUACAUCGAGAAGGACGCCGCCUUUGAGCGGCGCUUCCAGCAAGUCAUCGUCAAGGAGCCGUCGAUCCCGGAGACCAUCUCCAUCCUCCGCGGCCUCAAGGAGAAGUACGAGGUCCACCACGGUGUCAACAUCGCCGACGGAGCCAUCGUUGCCGCAGCAAACCUCGCGGCCCGCUACCUGACGUCCCGGAGACUCCCUGAUUCGGCCGUUGACCUGAUCGACGAGGCGGCAGCCGCCGUCCGGGUCGCCCGCGAAUCGCAGCCCGAGAUCAUCGACUCCCUCGAGCGUCGGCUGCGGCAGCUGAAGAUCGAGAUCCACGCCCUGUCCCGCGAGAAGGACGAGGCUUCCAAGGCCCGCCUUGCCCAGGCGAAGCAGGACGCCCAGAACGUCGAGGAGGAGUUACGGCCCCUGCGCGAGAAGUACGAGCGGGAGCGGCAGCGCGGCAAAGACAUCCAGGAAGCCAGGCUGAAGCUGGAGAACCUCCGCGUGAAGGCGGAGGAUGCCAGCAGGAUGGGCGACCACAGCCGCGCCGCCGACCUUCAGUACUACGCCAUUCCCGAGCAAGAGCAGAUCAUCAAGCGGCUGGAGAAGGAAAAGGCCGCCGCCGACGCUGCUCUCAACGAGAGCGGGCCCGACACGGGCGGUGCUAUGGUCACCGACGUCGUCGGGCCCGAUCAGAUCAACGAGAUCGUGGCUCGCUGGACGGGCAUCCCGGUGACGCGGCUGAAGACGUCCGAGAAGGAGAGGCUGCUCCAUAUGGAGCAGGCCCUGAGCAAGAUCGUGGUCGGCCAGAAGGAGGCGGUCCAGUCGGUUUCCAACGCCAUCCGGCUACAGCGGUCCGGGCUCGCGAACCCGAACCAGCCUCCGAGCUUCCUCUUCUGCGGCCCGUCCGGUACCGGCAAGACGCUGCUUACCAAGGCGCUUGCCGAGUUCCUGUUCGACGACCCCAAGGCCAUGAUCCGGUUCGACAUGUCCGAGUACCAGGAGCGGCACUCGCUCAGCCGCAUGAUCGGUGCCCCGCCCGGCUACGUCGGCCACGACGCCGGCGGCCAGCUGACCGAGGCCCUCCGCCGCAAGCCCUUCUCGAUCCUGCUGUUUGACGAAGUCGAGAAGGCGGCGAAGGAGGUCCUGACCGUCCUGCUCCAGCUCAUGGACGACGGCCGCAUCACGGACGGCCAGGGCCGCAUCGUGGACGCCAAGAACUGCAUCGUCGUCAUGACGUCCAACCUCGGCGCCGAGUACCUGUCCCGGCCCAACGGCAAGGACGGCAAGGUCGACCCGACAACCAAGGAGCUGGUCAUGAACGCGCUGCGUAACUACUUCCUCCCGGAGUUCCUCAACCGCAUCUCGUCGAUCGUCAUCUUCAACCGCCUCACGCGCCGCGAGAUCCGCAAGAUUGUCGACCUGCGCAUCGCCGAGAUCCAGAAGCGCCUGCAGGACAACGACCGCAACGUCACCAUCCGCGUCUCGGACGCGGCCAAGGACAAGCUCGGCGCCGCCGGGUACUCUCCCGUCUACGGCGCCCGCCCGCUGCAGCGCCUGCUCGAGAAGGAGGUGCUCAACCGCAUGGCGAUCCUCAUCCUGCGGGGCAGCAUCCGCGAUGGCGAGGUGGCUAACGUCGACCUGGUUGACGGGAAGGUGACUGUCAUUCCGAACCACCCCGACAGCGAGGGUGAGGACGAGGAUAUGAUGGUUGACGAGGACGAGGCGCUGGACGAGGUUGCGCCGGAUUCCAUGGACGAGGACAUUUAUGACUAA